UCAACAUUGUUUAGCGAUAUAUGAUGAUGGUUCCUAAAGUUUUUUCUUUGUUUCAGCUUUUUUCCCUCUUAUAUCUCUUUACAGUUACUUUUGCUUCUACUGAGGAAGCAACUGCCCUCCUGAAAUGGAAAGCAACUUUGCAUAACCAGAAUAAUUUCUUAUUGGCUUCAUGGAAACCAAGUUCUAAUGCAUGCAAGGAGUGGUAUGGAGUUAUAUGCUUUCAUGGUAGGAUAAAUUGGUUGAAUAUUACAAAUGCUAGUGUCUUUGGUACACUCUAUGAUUUUCCAUUUUCAUCUCUCCCAUUUCUUGAGUAUCUUGAUCUUAGCAUGAACAAUUUCUCUGGCACCAUUCCACCUGAAAUUGGUAAACUCGCUAAUCUUAUAUAUCUUCACUUGUCAAUCAAUCAAAUUUCAGGCACAAUACCACUACAAAUUGGCUCACUAGCCAAGCUUCAGACCCUCUACCUAUUUGACAACCAUUUAUGUGGUACAAUUCCAGGAGAAAUAGGUAGCCUAAGGUCUCUUACAAAGCUAUCUUUGGGUACUAACUCUCUUAACGGUUCUAUUCCUGCUUCAUUGGGGAAUUUGACCAACUUGUCCGUUUUGUAUCUUUAUGGAAAUCAACUUUCUGACUUCAUUCCUAAAGAAAUAGGUUACCUAAGGUUUCUUACUGAGCUAGAUUUUAGUGAUAACUCUCUUAACGGUUCUAUUCCUGCUUCCUUGGGGAAUUUGAAUAACUUGUCCGUUUUGUAUCUUUAUGGAAAUCAGCUUUCUGGCUCCAUUCCUGAAGAAAUAGGUUACCUAAGGUCUCUUACAAAGCUAGCUUUUAGUAAUAACUCUCUUAACUGUUCUAUUCCUGCUUCAUUGGGGAAUUUGACCAACUUGUCCCUUUUGUAUCUUUAUGGAAAUCAACUUUCUGGCUUCAUUCCUAAAGAAAUAGGUUACCUAAGGUCUCUUACUGAGCUAGAUUUUAGUGAUAACUCUCUUAACGGUUCUAUUCCUGCUUCCUUGGGGAAUUUGAACAACUUGUCCGUUUUGCAUCUUUUUGGAAAUCACCUUUCUGGCUCCAUUCCUAAAGAAAUAGGUUAUCUAAGGUUUCUUACUGAGCUAUCUUUUUGUAAUAACUCUCUUAACGGUUCUAUUCCUGCUUCCUUGGGGGAUUUGAACAACUUGUCCCUUUUGUAUCUUUUUGGAAAUCAACUUUCUGGCUCCAUUCCUGAAGAAAUAGGUUACCUAAGGUCUCUUACUAAGCUAUCUUUGCAUACUAACUCUCUUAACGGUUCUAUUCCUGCUUUAUUGGGGAAUUUGACCAACUUGUCCAUUUUGUAUCUUUAUGGAAAUCAACUUUCUGGCUUCAUUCCUAAAGAAAUAGGUUACCUAAGGUCUCUUACUGAGCUAGAUUUUAGUGAUAACUCUCUUAACGGUUCUAUUCCUGCUUCAUUGGGGAAUUUGACCAACUUGUCCAUUUUGUAUCUUUAUGGAAAUCAACUUUCUGGCUUCAUUCCUAAAGAAAUAGGUUACCUAAGGUCUCUUACUGAGCUAGAUUUUAGUGAUAACUCUCUUAACGGUUCUAUUCCUGCUUCCUUGGGGAAUUUGAAUAACUUGUCCGUUUUGUAUCUUUAUGGAAAUCAGCUUUCUGGCUCCAUUCCUGAAGAAAUAGGUUACCUAAGGUCUCUUACAAAGCUAGCUUUUAGUAAUAACUCUCUUAACUGUUCUAUUCCUGCUUCAUUGGGGAAUUUGACCAACUUGUCCCUUUUGUAUCUUUAUGGAAAUCAACUUUCUGGCUCCAUUCCUGAAGAAAUAGGUUACCUAAGGUCUCUUACUAAGCUAUCUUUGCAUACUAACUCUCUUAACGGUUCUAUUCCUGCUUCAUUGGGGAAUUUGACCAACUUGUCCCUUUUGUAUCUUUAUAGAAAUCAACUUUCUGGCUUCAUUCCUAAAGAAAUAGGUUACCUAAGGUCUCUUACUGAGCUAGCUUUUAGUAAUAACUCUCUUAACGGUUCUAUUCCUGCUUCAUUGGGGAAUUUGACCAACUUGUCCCUUUUGUAUCUUUAUGGAAAUCAACUUUCUGGCUCUAUUCCUAAAGAAACAGGUUAUCUAAGGUCUCUUACUAAGCUAGAUUUUAGUAAUAACUCUCUUAACGGUUCUAUUCCUGCUUCAUUAGGGAAUUUGAACAACCUAUCCUUUUUGAAUCUUCAUAGAAAUCAGCUUUCCAGCUCCAUCCCUUCAUCUAUCUGCAAUUUCACAUCACUACAAAUUCUAAAUUUGGGUAGAAACAAUCUUAAGGGAGCAAUUCCGCAAUGUUUUAGCAACAUGAGUGGUUAUCUUGAGGUUUUGGAUAUGCACCACAACAAUCUUUCAGGGACUCUUCCAACAACUUUUAGCGUUGGAAGUGUGCUCAGAAGCUUCAACUUGCAUGACAAUGAAAUAGAGGGGAAAAUCUCCAUAUCUUUGGCCAAUUGCAAAGAGUUGCAAGUUCUUGAUUUAGGAGACAAUCACCUCAUCGACACAUUCCCGAUGUGGGUGGGAACUCUCCCAAAGCUGCAAGUUUUAAGCUUGAGAUCGAAUAAAUUACAUGGACCCAUUAUAACAUCAAGAAAUGAAAGCAUGUUUGUUGAGCUUCGAAUCAUCGAUCUCUCUUGCAAUGACUUUUCGGGAAACUUACCUAUGAGUUUGUUUCAACAUUUGAAAGGCAUGAGAACAAUUGAUCAAACAAUGAAGUCACCAAAAUAUCUUGGAGAUGAAUAUUACCACGAUUCUACAACUAUUGCAACCAAAGGUCUGGAGAUUGAACUUGUCAGAAUUUUGACUAUUUACACUGCCAUUGAUAUUUCAAGUAACAAAUUUGGAGGACAUAUUCCAAAUAUUAUGGGAGAUCUUAUUGCACUUCGGGUGUUGAAUUUUUCUCAUAAUGAAUUUCAAGGUCAUAUACCACCAUCACUUGGAAAUUUAUCUGUAGUCGAAUCAUUGGACCUUUCAUUUAAUCAUCUUUCGGGAGAGAUACCACAACAACUUUCUUCUCUUACUUCUCUUGAAUUCUUAAAUCUCUCCCACAAUUAUCUUCAAGGGUGCAUUCCUCAAGGAUCUCAAUUUGCUACAUUCCAGAAGAACUCAUAUGAAGGUAAUGAUGGAUUAAGCGGAUUCCCAAUUUCGGAAGGUUGUGGCAGUCAUCGUGUAUCAGAGACGAAUUAUACAGUAUUUGCACCAGACGAUCAAGAAAGCAAUUAUGAAUUUUUCAAGGACUUCUGCAAAGCUGCUCUUAUGGGCUAUGGAUGUGGACUAUGUAUUGGAUUACCCAUAAUAUAUUUCAUCAUCUCAACUAGAAGUUCGAAAUGGCUGGCAAGAAUCAUUGAAGAGCUGGAACACAAAAUUAUAAUGCGACGAGAAAGAAACAGUGAAGUCAAAGGAAGAAAUAAUCGCUUCUGGACAAGUUACCAAUCGAGAAAGCGAAGCCGUCAAAGGCACUACAGAAGAUGAAAUUAUUGCUUCUGAAAGAGUUAAAAUUUCAGGUGCUUGGAGGAGCACUUGGCGGAAUGCUCAUCGGAGAUGCAAUAUCAUAUGCUGCAGCUUCUGUCUUUUUUAUUUCGUUUUAGUGAAAUAAGUAAGCCUUUUUAGUAUUACUUUUAGAUUAACUUGGGAAAAUGUAAUAUUAUGAAUUUUCAUGAUACCAUGUUAUGUAACGUUUCAAUGUUUAAUGUAUUCAAUGAGGGUUGUGCAUUUUUCAGUUA
This is a messenger RNA of Lycium barbarum (goji berry), 3727 nucleotides long. RefSeq names its product receptor-like protein Cf-9 homolog. Gene Ontology annotation, molecular function: protein binding. NCBI's taxonomy places the organism in Eukaryota, Viridiplantae, Streptophyta, Magnoliopsida, Solanales, Solanaceae. The coding region runs from base 21 to 3476 and encodes 1151 amino acids. The transcript is spliced from 3 exons. The record is from RefSeq and is a predicted model, not a curated record.